Molecule: messenger RNA, 1608 nt
Organism: Cokeromyces recurvatus
Lineage: Eukaryota; Fungi; Mucoromycota; Mucoromycetes; Mucorales; Mucoraceae
Exons: 1
Coding region: 67-1512 (481 amino acids)
Molecular function (GO): protein binding
Source: RefSeq, a predicted model, not a curated record
UUUUUUUUUAAGGUUUAUUAAUCUUUAAUAGCUUUCAUUUUUUUUUUUCCCCUGAACAUUCUGAUCAUGACUCGAUCAUCACCAUGGUCCGAUCUUUCAAUAGAAAUUUUACAGCUUAUAUUUUCUUAUAAUUUCUCAAAUAUAGAUCUUCAUCACUGCCAGCUUGUCUGUAAAUCUUGGUCACGAGCUGCCCAUUAUACCCUCUAUUCUCAAAUCUUUUUAACUAGUCUUCCUAAAGCCCUUCGUUUCCUUCACACACUUAACACCUUACCUAGCUUUGGAUUGCUUGUCAAACAAAUUAUAUUCUCAAAUCAAGUAUUUAAGAGAAGAGGCUAUCCUUUAGUGUCAUUUGAGGAAUGGGACAUAUAUCGUAUCUUUGAUAAUUUAGGAGAACUAUGUCCUAAUGUUCAAAAAGUUGAAAUGAGGUUCCCAGACAGAUAUUACUGGAUGAGCCUUGCAAGAGGUCGUAAGUUAUUAGGACACUGGAAACGUCUUAAGGAGGUUCAAUUACCUUUAUCAGGAUUUGAAGAAGAGAUGGCCUUUGUCGAUUCGGUGAUGGCCUUUAAGGAUACAUUAGAAGAACUUGUGGUAAAUCUAGAUUAUCAUAAACUAGCAGAAGAGCGCUACUAUACCGUUAUUUGGCAAAACCUUGGUCAAUUUGUGUCUCUAAAAAGACUUGAUUUACAUCAAAUGACACAAACGGGGAACUUGGUAGAAUUAGAACAGAAAAUGAAGGAACUAUCGCCUACCGUCUCAUCUGUCUCCUUUGGUACAUAUACAGAAAAGAAUAUUUUCGAGAGUAAACCUCACAACUUGUCCUUGGUUCGAUCAUGUCCUUACGUAAGAUCUCUCAAAGUAAAUACAGUGAUUAUAGAUAAUAAUGCGAUUGAUUACUUGAUGCACAAGUUUCCUCACCUUUCUCACUUAACACUUAACACGGGGUGCGACAACAUGACAAACUGGUUCAUGUAUCUUUAUGGUUCUUUUGAGUUAUGCCAGACAUCCAAGUUCAUUCAUUAUUUGGAUAAGAUGCAUUCAUUUGACAUGAUUCUAGCUAUCUCUAAUGUGGAUGACCUAUUACAUCAACUUAUCAACAAGUACUGUGAUAUGAGGUUUAUACUGAGUUUUGAAGAUUGUUUUUAUUUAGAUGAUUGCAAUAUGAAUGAGUAUCAUAAAGAGCCCAUUAUAAAACUUGAAAGGAAGCAAAGCACUAUUACUGCAACACUCUAUUUUGUUUGUGAACAGCCAGAAAAGACUAUGCAGACAUAUAUCAAAAGAUAUGGUAAUCAAAUAAGGAACUAUUUGGAAAUUCGAAAUAUGCAACAGAUUUAUUUGUUAAAUGAUGUGUUAGAAUACUGUACAAAUUUGAAGACAUUGCAUUUAGUAGGUUAUAGUAAUCUAACGGUCAACAGCCAAAUAGUCAUCAACAAAUCUAUUGAAGAGUUGAUUUUAGAUAAUUGUACUGAAGAUAUCUAUAAACAGUUAUCGAAGCAAUUGCCACAAUUAAAGUAGCUUCAAAAUAUGAUAAAACGAUUAUAAAAUACUUUUUUUUUUGUAGUGAUUUAUUAUCAAAGAGCAGUUUGUGUAUAUAAAAUAAUAUUUUUUUUU